Dictyostelium discoideum AX4 is the source of this 462-nucleotide messenger RNA. RefSeq names its product ubiquitin-conjugating enzyme E2 (gene ube2c). Gene Ontology annotation, molecular function: ubiquitin conjugating enzyme activity. The transcript has 2 exons. Gene Ontology annotation, biological process: protein ubiquitination. The coding region runs from base 1 to 462 and encodes 153 amino acids. NCBI's taxonomy places the organism in Eukaryota, Evosea, Eumycetozoa, Dictyosteliales, Dictyosteliaceae. The record is from RefSeq and is a predicted model, not a curated record.
AUGUCACAAGAUCACUCAGUUUCAAAAAGACUACAAAGCGAAUUAAUGAAUUUAAUGAUGGGACCAAGUCCAGGUAUUUCAGCAUUUCCAGAUGGUGAUAAUAUAUUUAAUUGGAUUGGUACAAUUCAAGGAGCUAAAGAUACAGUUUAUGAACAAAUGGAAUUUAAGAUGUCAUUAAAGUUUCCAACUGAUUAUCCAUAUAAACCACCAACAGUUAAAUUUGAAACUCAAUGUUUUCAUCCAAAUGUAGAUAAUAAUGGUAACAUUUGUUUGGACAUUCUCAAAGAUAAAUGGUCACCAGUUUACAAUGUUAGAAGUUUAUUAAUCUCAAUUCAAUCCUUAUUGGGUGAACCAAACAAUGAAUCACCUUUAAAUUCAUAUGCUGCAAGCUUAUGGUCAAACCAAGAUGAAUAUAAAAAAGUUUUAGAUAAAAGAUAUCAAGAAGCAACUUCAAGACCAUAA